CCUUAAUGGAAUUGUUGCGUGUAAGAUCUCUGCAUCGUCAUCUUCCAGAGGGAUUCAAAGCUUGAGAAGGAAGACAAGUUUGGACAUCUCUGAAAAAUCCGAAAUCACAACAAUCGCGAAAUUGGGAUAACAAGACUGGGGGAGCUGCAAUCUUGCGCUGAGAGAAGCUAUGUCUAGGUCUCUCCUUCACCGUCUUACGCCCUUUAUCUCUGCACGGAUUCGAUACAAUCAGAGACUUCUUACCUCUGCUCUCGAUAAAGCUCCAUCCGGAGCUCAAGACGCCUUACACAUGACGGAUGAUUGCAUUCGAAGAAUGAAAGAACUGCAAGCAUCUACAGAGGAUAAAAUGCUUCGGUUGAGUGUAGAAACUGGUGGAUGUUCUGGGUUUCAAUAUGUAUUUUUGUUCGAUGACAAAACAAAUCCAGAUGACAGAGUUUUUGAGAAGGAUGGUGUUAAGCUGGUGGUCGAUAAAAUUUCAUACGACUUUGUCAAAGGUGCAACUGUUGAUUAUGUCGAAGAGCUUAUUCGGUCUGCUUUCCUGGUAACUUCAAAUCCAAGUGCAGUGGGUGGUUGUAGUUGUAAAAGCUCUUUUAUGGUGAAAUAGAACCUCUUGCAGGUUGAUGAAAGCUAAAUCAUAUUCAUCCUUUUUGAUAAUUUAUUGAGUUUUGAAUGUCCAAAUUGUAUCUUCUCGUUAUCUAUCACAAGAACUCUCAGUCUACUACUAAUUGUAAUUCAUGCAAUUCUGCUGGCUAUAUUGUACCUCCUCUGCUUCCAUCAUUAGGCCCAUUCUACUUGGGUUCUUGCAUUGGAGAACAUGGAACCAUAUCUGGUACUGUAAUUUUGUAAUGUUAAUUUAUUGACAGCGAGUUUUGAGGUA
Macadamia integrifolia is the source of this 877-nucleotide messenger RNA. Its product is annotated as iron-sulfur assembly protein IscA-like 2, mitochondrial. Lineage: Eukaryota; Viridiplantae; Streptophyta; Magnoliopsida; Proteales; Proteaceae. Gene Ontology annotation, cellular component: mitochondrion. Bases 170 to 604 code for a protein of 144 amino acids. The transcript has 4 exons. The record is from RefSeq and is a predicted model, not a curated record. Gene Ontology annotation, molecular function: 2 iron, 2 sulfur cluster binding; iron ion binding; 4 iron, 4 sulfur cluster binding. Gene Ontology annotation, biological process: iron-sulfur cluster assembly.